AUGGGCGCGGACAGAGCGAACGGCGUGGUGAACUACUGCCGCCGCCCCCCCCAGCGGCCCUUCCUGCAGAAGAUCCGCUACGCGAUCUGGAACCCCGAAGAGAGGACCUUCCUCGGCCGCACCGGCAGGAGAUGGGGUGUGAUCGGACUCAUAUACCUGGUGAUGUACAUCUGCAUCAUUAUCUUCUUCUCCAUCUGCAUGUGUGGACUCCUGGCGACCAUGGACGAUCGCAUCCCGUACUUCACUCUCGCUGACUCAAUUAUUGGGGACAACCCUGGUAUGGCGCACAGACCGCUGGUUUACGAGGAGGGCGCUUUGAUUUGGUACGACGCGAGCAACGCCACGCAGUACCGCAAGUACGUGGCCAACAUCGACGAGUUCCUAGCGCCCUACGAGAACAAAACGCUGCUGGUGACCCGCGGCGAGAACCAGCGAGACUGCGGUGCGGUGAAGCCGCCCAGAGCGGAGGUCUGCGCCUUCAACACCAGCCUCCUCGGCCCCUGCACCAGCGCCAACGGCUACGGCUACCCCGACAGGACGCCCUGCCUCAUCAUCAAACUCAACAAGAUAUAUGACUGGAGCCCCAAUUUCUACGAUGACCCGGGCGAGCUGCCGCCUGAGAUGCCGCCCGAUAUAAAGCAAUACAUCAAUUCAACGACCACGCCACAGGAACGCCGCAAGACCUACUUCCCGUACGACAACACCCCGGGCUACCUCAGCCCGCUGGUCGCCGUCCAGCUCCUCGAGCCGACGCUCCACCAGAUCAUCAACAUCCGUUGCCGCGCGUGGGCUCGCAACAUCCAGUACACCGAGAGCCUCAAGGAGCGUCUGGGAUCCACUCACCUGGAGAUCAUGAUCGAC
Iphiclides podalirius (scarce swallowtail) is the source of this 861-nucleotide messenger RNA. The record is from the annotation of a GenBank genome assembly. NCBI's taxonomy places the organism in Eukaryota, Metazoa, Arthropoda, Insecta, Lepidoptera, Papilionidae.